Schistocerca nitens (vagrant locust) is the source of this 4820-nucleotide messenger RNA. It is a transcript of the gene Hil, whose product is annotated as hillarin. The transcript is spliced from 11 exons. Lineage: Eukaryota; Metazoa; Arthropoda; Insecta; Orthoptera; Acrididae. Bases 1 to 2475 code for a protein of 824 amino acids. The record is from RefSeq and is a predicted model, not a curated record.
AUGUACCGCAUGAACUUCUACGAGAGCACGUGCCUGCGCUGCGGCCAGACCGUGUACCAGGUGGACCGCGUGGGCCCGCUCAAGGACUUCACCUUCUUCCACAGCGGCUGCUUCAAGUGCGCGGCGUGCGGCACCAAGCUGACGCUCAAGACGUACUACAACAACCAGCACCGGCAGGAGGACAAGGAGGUGUACUGCAGCAGCCACGUGCCCAAGAUCGGCCCGGGCCACCUGGACGGCUCGGCGGUCGGCAUCCGCUCGGCGCUCAACGUGCCCAAGUCGUCGACGUUCGUGAACGAGCAGAUCCGCGGCGGCGGGCGCGGCGGCACGUUCGACGCGGACGCGCUCAGCAUCCGGCCGUACCUGAACGGCCACCAGGGCGCCGGCCACGGCCACGGGCCGUCGGCGGGCUUCGGCGGGCGCGCGUCGCCCGCGCACCACGACCCGCCCGGCUCCAGCUACCAGUACGGCCGCUUCGACGCCAGCGCGCUGCACAUCGCGCACGCGCUCAAGGCCACCGAGCUGCAGCGCGCCUACUCCAAGCACCGCGAAAAGCCCAUCGACUACUACCUGGACAAGGAUGAGCAGACGCAACUGGAGAUGAAGCACCGCAAAGAAGAGGAUGACCUGUACAGGAAAUUUGCCCGCCAGCGGGAAGAGGAAGACAAGAGGAUUCGGGAGGAGUUUAGGGACGAGUGGGAGAAGGAGCUGGAGAGGCUGAUGAGCAGGUUCGAGCGCGAGCUGCAGACGAAGAAGAAGCGGCCCGACGAGCAGAAGGUGCUGACGCUGCGCCACCAGCAGGAGCGCGAGGACCUCGAGAAGAACAUGACGCUGCGCCGCGACAAGAAGAAGGAGUCCCUCACCAGGAAGCUGCUCGAGCACGAGAGGGCAGCGACAGCAGCUCUGGUUGAGAAGCAAAGCAGAGAGAUGUUGGAGCUGAUCAACGAGAAGCGUAGUGAGUACAUGAUGGCAGAGUCUCUGUACCUGGAUGAUGGAGAUGGCUACACAGAUGAUGUGCUGCUACCAUACCCCAGUCAGGCACCACAGCCAGCACCACCAGCUCUCUCGAAAUUUGAAGUUUACAAUGAUCCUGUGGAGUUUGCUGAUGUUGAUCAAAUUGCUAUAUCGGUUGCACAAGAAGACCAGAAGACUUUCACAGACUUGGUGAGACAGUUAGUUGGUCGAUGUGGAUCUGACAUUGAAAAAGCAAGGACAAUAUUCAGAUGGAUUACAGUGAAGAAUCUGAAUACAAUGCAGUUUGAUGAAAAUCUGAGAGGAGAUACACCUAUGGGUUUACUAAGAGGAAUAAAGCAUGGAACUGAAAGCUAUCAUGUGCUUUUCAAACGACUUUGCAGUUAUGCUGGUCUUCACUGCGUAGUCAUAAAGGGGUAUUCAAAAUCUGCUGGGUACCAACCUGGAGUUCGAUUUGAAGAUAACAGAUUCAGAAAUUCCUGGAAUGCUGUUUAUGUGGCUGGAGCUUGGCGUUUUGUACAGUGUAACUGGGGAGCCCGGCAUCUUGUAAAUGCCAAGGAAGUACCAAAAGCUGGUAGCAAAGGAAAGUCUGACAGUUUAAGGUAUGAAUAUGAUGACCACUACUUCCUCACAGAUCCACGAGAAUUCAUCUAUGAGUUCUUUCCAUUGCAAGCUGAAUGGCAAUUACUAAAAAAUCCAAUUACACUUCAAGAAUUUGAAGAACUACCUUUUGUACGUUCUCUGUUCUUUCGAUAUGGACUCUAUUUCCCUGAUACAAACACCAAGGCUGUUAUGUACACUGACGCAACAGGUGCAGCCACAGUACGAAUAGCAAUGCCAGCUAACAUGCAGUCAAGUUUGAUUUUCCACUAUAACUUGAAAUUUUACGAUAGUGACGGCGAUAGUUUUGAUGGAGUCAGCUUGAAGCGGUUUGUGAUGCAGUCUGUUGUAGGAAACAUUGUCGCAUUUCGAGUACAUGCUCCUUGUAGUGGAGCAUUCCUGUUGGAUAUAUUUGCUAAUGCAGUCACGCCAAAGGAAUACCUGACGGGUGAACCCAUGAAAUUCAAGAGUGUAUGCAAGUUCAAGAUUGCAUGUGAAGAACUGCAGACAGUAAUGGUCCCUCUGCCAGACUGUGCCAGUGGUGAAUGGGGCCCUACAAAGGCAACACGGCUGUUUGGACUUGUGCCAAUAACCCACCAGGAUGCUCUGGUGUUCGCUGGCAGGGAGCUAGAGCUUCAGUUCAGGAUGUCACGACCACUUACAGACUUCAUGGCAACUCUGCAUAAAAAUGGUGUGGAAGAGAAAAGACUUGCAAAAUUUGUUUCUCAUUUAGUCUCAGAUGAUGAUAUAGUAACAUUUCAUAUAAGUUUCCCUGAGGAAGGUCAGUAUGGUCUCGAUAUUUACACACGUGAAUUAGGGGGCAGUCAGAUGGAUGGGACUGGUGAGAAGCAUCUUCUGACACACUGUUGUAAAUAUCUGAUAAAUUCAUCAAAAAGAAAUUGAAGCAGGUUGCCAAAACUCAUCACACAAGUGUUAUCAAAACAGUCAAGAUCUUGUCAGAAAAAUGUUAUCAUGGAAAUGAAAUACACAGCCAUGAACCAGAUUGUCUAACCAAAAGCAAGAAAAACUGUUGUAAAUGUUACUAAUACCAUUUAAAAGAUUUUAUUGUUAAGAUUAAAGCAUUACUUCUACAAGUAUUCAGAUAUAAGAGCAGCAGAUAACGAUUCAGAUGCUCUUUGUAACAGAUGACUACACCCCAUAGUCAAGUAGCCAUUAAGCUAACACAAUUAAAACAUCAAAUCUACAAGGAGUGCAAGCUCACAUGACUGAGUUUGACUAUUUUCUCCCAUUACAUUUCUUGUUGUGUUGAUGGCUGUAAUGUUGCUUUUUAUAUCACUAUUAACUUUCACUGUGACACUGUCUGCACUAAUGCAUUGACUGUUUUUAUUAAAAACCUUACAGAAAGCUGAAUCCUCCAAUAUUAAAUCACCGUGCAUGAAUCAGUGUUAAAGAUGUGUGGUAUUAGAAACAAUAAUUAACACACAAUAUUUUUGUACUAGCUUAUGAGCUUUAAAAAUUCAUACCAUCAUCUAUAUUUUUAAAAUGAGUUUACCUUACCACCAGUAUAUAUAAACCUUUCACAAUGACUCCACAUGCACAAUCUUGCCACAUAUAUUCACCCAAUGAAACAGAUAUUUAUUGUUGUAAUUAUAACAAUGUGUUGAGCAAAGAGAAUACAUAAUAAUGUUAUUUCAUAUUUGUGGGGCUGAGUUUUCACAUUCAAUUCAACAUGCAACCACAUAUUUUUCUGUAUAAUAAAACCUCUUGGUAGUACUAAAUGACACUUUCAUGAUAGCACUUUUUCUUUUAAAGUGAAUCCCUUCAAUAAAGACAGUAAUGUCAAAUGAUGAUGCGAGUCUCAGAUAUAAAGAGGGGAAAAAGCAAUUUCAAUGAGGAGAUGAAAGUAGCGUCUUCUCUAGAAAUGUGACUGGUUGCAUGGUGUACAAAUAUAUGAAAGAAAUGAAAAGUCGAGGUGUGUAUGUGCAUAUCUAUGGAGGGGGGUGGGGUGGGAGGUUUGUGGGCCAACAAUUUUCUUCCUGCAUACUCUUUUCCUGCACAGAGCAGUUUUGUGAAAUGAAAAUUGACAGCUGCAGGAACUGUUAUCAGUAGUUCCACAUAUUGUACAUGAAACUAUUUAUUUUGUGUUAUUGUCUGUUGUUAUGUGACAUACUACUGCCAUCACUUCACUUUCUUUAGCACUCAUGACCAGUCUCCCCCCUUCCCCCCUCCUUUCGAUAUUUAUAUUGCAUGAAUGACAACUUUAUUUUUUACAUCAUUUUGCAAACAACUUAUCCACUUAUCUCAACUAAUGGCAUUACAGUGAUGUUGGACAGAAUGAAAUCUGGAAGCUAAAAAUGUGUGUGUGUGUGUGUGUGUGUGUGAGAGAGAGAGAGAGAGAGAGAGAGAGAGAGAGAGAGAGAACAUCACAUUUCCAAGUGUGAUAAUUGGGAGAGGGAACGGGCAGGGUUGAGGUUGAGGAGGAGAUUGGAUGCAUGUGUGUGUGCGCACUUCAGUUUUACAGUAAUGUAACAUAUGUAAUCCAUUAGAUAUACUUGAAAAACUAAGUUUAUAUUUAUAAAUAUAUGGACAGCCAUCCUACAAAACAGGCACUGUAUAUACAUAACUGCAACACUUUACAUACCACUUUCAUUUCACUAAACAAAUACAGGCGAUCAGAUCUGCGAUCUCAUGUUCGAGUUCUAUUUUUGAGACACUGUAUUUACACAAGUCAUCAACAAAUCAUGUUCAAAAUGGUUCAAAUGGUUCUGAGCACUAUGGGACUCAACUGCUGAGGUCAUUAGUCCCCUAGAACUUAGAACUAGUUAAACCUAACUAACCUAAUGACAUCACAAACAUCCAUGCCCGAGGCAGGAUUCGAACCUGCGACCGUAGCGGUCUCGCGGUUCCAGGCUGCAGCGCCUUUAACCGCACGGCCACUUCGGCCGGCAAAUCAUGUCAAUUAAUAUAUCAUCACUGCUGGUAUCUAUGCAGGAAACUAAUAUUUGAUGCAAAUAUCAGAUGUCUUGUAUGUGGGAAACAAAAUGUUUCAUAGUAUCUAUGUAUACUGUUCCAUUCUUGUCAUUAUACAGAUCAUGCUAAUAUUUUAAACUAUCAUGAUGGAGCUGCAGAAGCACCAUUAUGAAAUUCAUUAUAUUGUAUUAUAUCAAGUCAAGUAAAUCCAAGCUCUUAAUUUUAAGACAAAAAUUAUUUGUAUGAAAUAUGUUUGUUGUAAAUCUGUGUGUGUUCUGGCUAUUUAAUUGUUUAUAUGUAACAUGUUGCUUCAAUAA